Messenger RNA from Aspergillus homomorphus CBS 101889, 2634 nucleotides. Its product is annotated as SAP domain protein. The transcript has a single exon. NCBI's taxonomy places the organism in Eukaryota, Fungi, Ascomycota, Eurotiomycetes, Eurotiales, Aspergillaceae. Bases 415 to 2415 code for a protein of 666 amino acids. Gene Ontology annotation, molecular function: nucleic acid binding. The record is from RefSeq and is a predicted model, not a curated record.
AAUUCCUUUGGAGAAUUCUAACGAAGGGCGAGCUCAUACUAAAUUAUCCCAAUCGGGGAAACACGAACCAGCCCCGGUUUCUUGACUAAGCCUGGAGCCUGAGGUCUCAGUGGGAAACGCACUAAGCUCGAUCCAGUCGCACCAUGCCCCCGAACCGGUUUAGCACGCGACAUCAUCUUCCCGCCGCCAGUCAAGCUCAGCCCGACCGACCGACCACCACUACUUUACCGCAGGGGCAAGCAGCGCAUCCGUCGCAUCCACCAGACUUCCAACAAAGAGAAAAAACAUCUCUCACAGUCAUGAGAGACCCCGUCUGAAUUAACAAUCACCCACGUUCACAAAUCUCCCACCUUAUAGGCGACAUUUACAUGCACCCCGAUCCCAUCUUUCGCGGACAUAUACAAACCCGGUAGUAUGACUGACUAUUCGAAAUUGAAGGUCACCGACCUCAAGGCGGAGUUGAAGCGGCGCGGCAUCGCGCAGACCGGCCUGCGCGUGAAACAGCAAAUUAUCGAACGAUUGGAGGAAGAAGAUGCUCGCGAAGCUGCAGGACAGAAUGCGACCGCGGAACCCGGCUCGGAUCGCGAUCAUGCGCAGGACGAGGGAGUCAAUGAUGAGCCUGCGCCGCGAUCGGAGGAAGCACAACCUGCGCCACAGGAGGAGCCGGAGGUAGAGCCGGCCACAAACGCGGACUCGAUUCCUGAAGACACGUCGAAGCAAACGGACCUAACGCACAUCGCGCCCGAAGAGACAUUCAAGCGGACAGAACCGGAGGAUUCGACACAGGCACCGGAAAAGAAGCCGGAGCAGAAUGGCGCUGCGGAAGUUCAACCGGAGACUGUAGAGGAGGCGAUACCCGCCGGCGAUCAGGUCGUGGAGGAACCGUCAGAACAACAGAAGGAGGAGCGAUCGGAGACAAAAGUGCAGGUGGAAGAAGCUCGCGAUGCCACAGCCGUCUCUGCAGCGAACGACACAAAGAUUGAACCACCUGCCGCCCCGGUUGAGCAGGCUCCCAGAGAUGCAACGGUGCGGGAGGAGCCCACGGCGGCCAAGCAACAAGACACAGAGCUCAAGGAGACCGCUUUGUCUACGAGUCUUUCCUCGGAGAUGAACACAGCAUUUUCAACACCUCUCCCCGCCGAGGAGCUGUUAGAGGAUCGACGCAAGCGCAAGCGUCGUAGCCAGAGUCCUGUGCCCACGCCGGAAGCCCUCGCCAUCAAAAAAGCGAAGGCGCAAGAAGAGGAACCCCGCGUGCUUCUGCCUGAAGAUCAAGGAUCAUCUGUUAUGGAGGUGGAUCAGCAGGGAGAAGAAGGGGCAGCAAUUCCGCGAGAACCCCCUGAGGCACGUGCUGAGCCUGAGACAGCGGAGCCUGGUCGGGAAAUGGAAUCUGUCCCGGCCGCAGAUGAUGCAACCCUCACAGCCAAGAAAGAGGCCCCGCCGAAACAUGAUGUCCGUUUCAAAGGUCUCUUCGUGGCCCCGGAAGCCGACCAGGCCCGUCCGCCAUCCCCUCCCCCUGAUAUCGCUGCGGACGAUGUCGAGGUCGAGCCUGCCCUACAUGCUGCCACCGCUGCGCUCUACGUGGGAGGACUGAUGCGGCCGAUGCAGCCGGCGACCCUCCGAAAUCAUCUCAUCAGUCUUGCCUCUGCACCCGAUGCUUCCCCCGAUGCUAGUGUGAUCCUCGACUACUACCUGGAUCCCAUCAAAACACACUGCUUUGUGAGCUUUACGAGUGUUUCGGCCGCGUCGCGGGUCCGGACAGCCCUUCACGGGACUAUAUGGCCCAACGAACGUAAUCGGAAAGCGUUAUUCGUCGACUUCAUCCCGGAAGACAAGCUACGAUCAUGGGUUGAACGAGAGGAGGGCACUCGAGAGCGCGGUGGCCCCCCACCGCGUUGGGAGGUGAGAUACGACCGGAUCGAUGACGGUGUCGAAGCUGUGCUGGAAGAAAUUGAUGCUCGGAACCCGGCGACUCAACCUGCGCGCGCACCUGAGCUCACUGGCUUUUCUCGUCCGCCGCCUACCGGUCCCCGUGCAGAUGCGCGGGGUCCAAGUCGACGUCCCAGUAGCCCUGGCGUCGCACGGUCGGAAUCCCAUCCGGGCCAAGGGUUCAAACCGUUGGACGAACUGUUUAUGUCCACCACGACCAAGCCCAAGCUAUACUAUCUGCCCGUCACCCGGGAGGUGGCCGAUCGACGCCUCGAUCGGUUCGACGAUCUGCUACGAAAAGGCGCAUUUCCCCGACGAGGAGGGGAUGAGACGCGUCGCAUUACAUUCGAAGACGGCGACUUGUUUGUGGACAAGGGACCCGAAUAUCUAGGAGGUGGACGUGGUCGGCGAGGCGGCGGCCGCGGCGGCCGAGGACGGGGAGGGGGAGGGAUGGGUGAUUCGUGGCGAGACGACCGACGCAAUCGAUAGUAAGGAUACCUAGUAAGGUAGAGACAGCUGAUGAAUGGAUGUAGUCAUCCGUACUCGUGUACAGUAGGCGAGGGGGGUCGAGAAGGAUGGAUGUAAAUUAGGUGAUAACUGCGCAAGGGUGGAGUCCCCCACUAGUCUAUGCAAUGAAGAAUGCUGCUUGGCUGUCAGUCCUGCGGAAGAAGAGUACUUAAUAAAAAAAAGAACGGGGCUGUGGUAUUC